Messenger RNA from Camellia sinensis, 1368 nucleotides. The record is from RefSeq and is a predicted model, not a curated record. NCBI's taxonomy places the organism in Eukaryota, Viridiplantae, Streptophyta, Magnoliopsida, Ericales, Theaceae.
AUGUUGGGCAUACAAAUUGUGCGUGACAGGAAAGCCAAGAAAUUAUGGCUAUCACAGGAGAAGUACGUUGAACGGGUGAUUGCGAAGUUUAACAUGAAAGAUUCCAAGCCAGUUGAUACUCCGCUGGCUAAUCAUUUCAAGCUCAGCAAGAGUUCUUGUCCCUCCUCUACUAAAGAAAAAGAGAAGAGAAUGGAGGCUAUUCCCUACUUAUCGCCCGUAGAGAGUUUGAUGGGGAGCUGUGCCUUGGCAGUCCAAGUUACAGAAUUAUGUUGUUUUAUCCACAAACGAGGCAGAAUUAUAUACCGCAGCGGAAGCUGGGAAAGAGAUGUUGUGGUUACAGCGGUUUCUCCAAUAGUUGGGAUUAAAACAAGAAAGUUCAUGGCAGUUAUUAGAACUGAUCAAGAUCCAUACAGUAAGAAUCCAGCUGACAUACUGACAAAGGUGGUCUCGAGAAACAACUCAAAAUCUGCAGAGACAUUGCCGGGAUGGACUUCAAAUGAGAAGUCAGCUCCAUAUGGGCGUGGAGGGGAAGAAUUGUUAGGCAAGUUGACUGAUGGGGGCGAGAUUGCGGUGAAGAAACCAUUGGUGAUCUCAGAGAAGGGAAAGGAACUUGUCCUGAACGAGAUGAAACUGCUGUUGGGGUCUGCACACCACCGAAAUAUUGAGUUUGCAAGUAAUGGCAGCCUUCAACUAAUCUCAAACUUUUGUACUAUUUUUGAUGGUCUAGAUUCAGAGGCUUGUAGAGCAGACGCGCUUGACUGGAAGCGAACAUAUGCCAUAAUCAUAGGUGUUGCCCGAGGCUUGCUUUACCUUCAUGAACGAUCACACAAUGUAAUUAUCCACUGUGACAUUAAACCCACCAACAUCCUAAUAGAUGAAAAUUGGGUCCCCAAAAUUGCUGAUUUUGGCAUGGCCAACCUCUUCCCUCAAGAUCAAACGCAUGUUAAUAUCAAUGAAGCUACCGUCAGUGGGUAUUUGGCUCCCGAGUACAUGGAUAAUGGACACGUCUCUCCGAAGGCGGACACAUACAGCUUUGGAGUAGUGGUUUUGGAGUUGAUAAACAGUCGGAAGAAUUGGAAUUCCCAUAAUCAGUCUCCCAAUGGUCAAGGUCUAUGGGAUACGGCAAAUGAACUCUGCAAGGAAGUAAAGGUGUCAGAGUUUAUGGACCUGAAAUUGAUACCAUCGGCUGUCCUUGAUCAAGUACAAUUGUGUGUAAAGAUUGGGGUGUUGUGCAUAGAAUUUGAUCUAGAACUACGACCCACCAUGGAUCGCGCGUACUCAAUGCUAUUAGAGAACCAUAGUAGCAGCAACACCCUAGUUAAUGAACCAAUGAGAGACGGAUCAUCAUCAUCAUCAUCCACAGCUUGA